This is a messenger RNA of Alternaria alternata, 773 nucleotides long. RefSeq lists its product as hypothetical. The record is from RefSeq and is a predicted model, not a curated record. Bases 220 to 744 code for a protein of 174 amino acids. NCBI's taxonomy places the organism in Eukaryota, Fungi, Ascomycota, Dothideomycetes, Pleosporales, Pleosporaceae. The transcript has 2 exons.
CAGCAACAUCUUUAAACACCGACAUUUUCGAGUACCGGCAAGAAUCAUUACCGAUAACUUUUACGCCCGGCUAUAUCAUUGAGCACCGCAAUCGUUCCGUCUAGGCAGGAUUCAUUAACGGCGAGAUUCACGUCCGGCAGUCUUCUCGACGGACAGGAACCACGCCCGGCACAUCAUCCUCAAGCAUACUUCUCAACCGGGAACGAUUAGUACGCAAUCAUGUUUCUCCCCACAGCUCUCCUUGCUCUGAUCCACCUCGCACUCCCCGCCCUUUCCCACGCAUCUCCACAACCCGCUCUCAUCUCCUCAGACUGGGAAAUGUCCUUGGUACCCCGCCAUCAACUCUUCCUUCGUCAACUGUCCAACUUGCAGACCUUCGACGGCAACCUUGGUGGGACGCGUGCAUCCGCCAUCACAAAUUCUGGAGACAAAGAACGUCCGUUCCAAGUCGACGGGGAUACGUUUACCAGUUUCGAUACUGCGGCACAGAGAAGUUGCGAUAAUCAAUUUAAAGGGUGUAGUGAUACUGCAAACAAGAGUGGAGGAGGUGGCGACAAGGGGAAGAAGGGGAAGAAGAGGCAGGAUGGCAGCGGUCUGAGCGUGAACGACUGUGACGAGCAGAAAAAUAAGUGCAACGAUGCGCAGAAGAACGCGCAAGUCAAGGACUUUAAUAGUGCAGUUGCGAGUACAAAUAUCGGGCCUGAUCCAGACUUCCCAGACUUUGAUCUCAUCUGCGAAGGGUAGCCGAGGAAAAGAGAUGGGUCAUUUCGUAG